Molecule: messenger RNA, 2289 nt
Organism: Seminavis robusta
Lineage: Eukaryota; Bacillariophyta; Bacillariophyceae; Naviculales; Naviculaceae
Source: the annotation of a GenBank genome assembly
AUGUGCCGCUUUCUGUCAGAAGAAGAAUGUAUUGACCAUGAUGAAGCUAUGGGACAGCAUGUGCAGUCUCACAGAAGAAUCCAACAACAAGUGAGAUUGAGCCCAAAGCUGGGAAAGAUUAAUGUCCUUGUUGUUUUGGCAAGAUUCACAGAUCACACUGACAGGGAUAUGAUCCCUGUUCGGGACAUCCGAACGUUUUGGCUCGUCAACAUGAGAGAUUGGUUCCGAGCCAAUUCACAGGGGCGCUAUGAUAUUGAACCCACAGUCAUUGACUGGCAAACAACAGACAACACAGAACUGUACUAUUCCAUGGGAAGAAGAGGGAUUGUGCCAGAAUCACAGCAGAUCGCAUGGCCAAUCCUUAGUGAGCUAGAUGCAAGACCGGGUUGGGACUGGAGCAAGUUUGAUGCAGAUGGCAAUGGAGAAAUUGAUUCAUUUGUCAUCAUGCACAGUGGCUACGGAGCAGAGACUUUUGAAACAGACUGUUAUGAUGCAACCUAUGAGAACAGAAUCUGGGCUCACGCUUUCAGUGCUUCAAGGAGGAGGGAUUCCUGGUUCUCAGCAGACAGGAAAAUUCGACUCAAUACAUACACAGUGUCCUCAGCGUUCGAUGCUGAGUGUGGGACAGUGCCAGCAAAAAUUGGCUUGACAGCACAUGAGUACAUGCACACUCUAGGACUUGAGGAUCUCUAUGAUGGUGUUGAUGCUUUGGCUGCAUCAGGUGUUGGUGCCUUUGACAUCAUGGCUUUUCCGUUAAGUCCAGCUGAUGAUGCAAAUAAUCCUGGUCAUCUAUCCCCUUGGAGCAAGGUGCUGGCAGAUUGGCUAGAACCAGUAGAAAUCACCAGUGAUGGCAUGUACAACUUGAAGGCUGCAGAAUUAUCAGAUGAAGCAUAUAGGAUCAAUCUCAAUGAUUUUGGAUCUCAAUCAGAAUAUUUGUUGAUUGAGAAUAGGCAGCCACUGUUGUUUGACAUCCACAUUUGGGGAGCUGGUCUUGUUAUUUACAAUAUUGAUGAUGCGGCGCCACUGCAAAAGAACCGGGGAUAUCCAGGUCAACCUGGCUGGCCGCAAAAUGGAAAUCACUAUCAGGUUGCAGUGCUUCAAAAGGAUGGCAAUUAUGAUCUCGAACAGGGAGAGAACAGUGGAGAUGCUGGUGACAUGUGGAUGCCUGGAGACACACUGGGCCCAGGAAAGGGAGGCUCAGUUUACCCCAACACUGACAGCUACCAGGGUGGAUUUAUUUCUGAGAGUGGGAUUUCAAUCAAAGUCCUCUCCCAAACUGGUACAGAUGUCACAUUUCAAGUGGGUGGACUUGGCGGAGGCAGCGCAGAAUCAAUCACUGAACAACCAACUGCAGCACCGACCUCAUCACCAACCUCACCACCGACCAACACCCCAACAGAAAAUCCAACCAAAACUCCAACCAAGUCCCCAACAAAAAGUCCAACCAGCUCCCCAACAAAAACACCUACAUCUUCACCAACCAAACCCCCAACAAUAUCACCCACCAUCACCACAACAUCAUCCCCAACAGCAUCCCCAACAGCACAACCAAACAAAGCACCAACAUUAUCACCAACAACAGCACAACCAACAGCACAACCAACAGCACAACCAAACAAAGCUCCAACAGCCUUGCCCACAGUAGCACCAACUGUCUCACCCACGACAGCUCCAACCGGCAUCCCCACCAAGACGCCGUCCAAAAUGCAAACAGUGGCGCCAUCAAUAUCCCCCAUUGUAAACACUGAUAAACCGACAGCAAACCCAACACUCCUUCCAAGCAUUUAUACGAACAAUCCAACAGAAAGCCCGACUUUGGAGCCGACCAUGAUGGAACCAUUGCUCUUUCCCACUUUGGAAUUCCCCAAUGUUCCCCCUUUUGUUUCUUUCAGUCCUUCUUUUGUGCCUUCCAGUACAGAGACGACCCCCGGGCCCAGCGAACCAACAACAAGUGCGAUAUCCCCUACCUUACACCCGUCCGGGGGUCCAACCAAGCCGACUCCAUCGGAUUCCUACUUGGAAAUGUUUGACUAUGUCCAAAUUCCAUCCUCUCGCCCAUACCUGCCAACCAUUCCGCGACCGCCAGCAUAUUUACCUUCGUUCAAUGGUCUCAAGCCGUCAAUAGCAGUCGCCACGAAGCCCUCGUCGUCUCCAGUGUAUCUGGCAAACUUUGACUCCCUGACAGGGCAGAACGUUGCGGAGGAUGUAUCCCUUGUCAGCAAAACGAAGAGUUCCAGCGAGGCGAGUGGCCAGACCACAACCGACCAGGAAUCCACACCAAAUCUAUAG